Aspergillus welwitschiae is the source of this 1110-nucleotide messenger RNA. RefSeq lists its product as uncharacterized. The record is from RefSeq and is a predicted model, not a curated record. Bases 343 to 759 code for a protein of 138 amino acids. Lineage: Eukaryota; Fungi; Ascomycota; Eurotiomycetes; Eurotiales; Aspergillaceae. The transcript has a single exon.
GUUUUCUAGUCGCUGUGGUUGAUUCUUGCGCGCAUCUCAUGUCAGCCACGUGAUCCCGGGCUGGUUUGAGCCGCCUGCUUGCUUGGCUUCAUACUUCCUCUGGUUUUGUUGUUCUUUUUUUACUCCCUCCAGAACUCCCUUCGUCUCGUUCUCACGCCUCGUUAUUAAUCCGGAGAGGGGACCUGCUAGUCUCAUUAAAUUGUCCACUAGUCAGUCCAUUCAACUCAACCCUUUACCAUGGAACCUUCCCCCGGACCACCAUCUCCGCCCGUCGGGUGUUCCCAGCUUCCCGUUCCCUGAAGCUUCCGACUUCACACAAUGGUCUAGUCCUUUCCCCGAGCAAUGCUGUUUUCUAGCGGCUUCUUUCGCUUCUAUCAAGCAAGGGGGGAGGAAAGAUUCGGAUCAUUUCAAUUGGAAAGCAGAUGUGGCUGCCCAAGUCAAGAUCUCCCGAGGAAGGGAAUGUUAGAAGGCGAUCUCCGAGGGGAAGCAGAAGUUGCAGCAGCGGGAAACAACCAUGAAAUUCCGGGGGGGUCAUGUGGCCUGGGGAACAUAACCAGAAAUCCACAGGAAAGAACAGAAAAAGAAUGCAGCAACGACUUGGCAGGCCCGCUUCUUUUGCCCCCCAAGAAUGGACAAAAACUCACUUUGUUCCUGACGUCGCCUCUUAUCGCCUCUUUUCCUUCCACGUUCCUCCAGAGCUCGUCACGGGACGGUUCGGUCUCAAUCAAUAGUGCCUUGGCCACGGCUCUUGGUUGCUGAUCAUCCGAGGCUAGGUUCGGAGUCGUGGCGGUCCUGAUGCUUGUGUCGGGGACCCCCAGGCCCAGCUCACCCAACCAGAAUGUCCACCGCAUCCUGCUCGGGUAUGACUAUUGCCAGAGCCAAGAGAUGCAUGGGAAGGGGGGAUUUUCAAGGAUGACGUUCUCAGCCCCUCCUUUGUGAUAGUCCGUUUCGCAGGCAUGUGAAUUACAGCGUGUCCCGGUCCACCGUCGGGUAUGAGGAAUAGGCAAGCCACUGCUUGUCCCUCCACUUAUCUGCUUUCUGCAGCUGGGCUAGAAUCGGUAGCUCGCCUGAUCGACACCAUCUCCGGUCAACCCCUCUUCCCUGCUGCGA